AUGAUCAAAUUGGCCAAUCCCACCACGACGACCCAGACACGCGCCGACAACGUACGACUGGCUUUCUCGGAACCUACAACAUGCUCGUCAGCCACCGUGUCGGAGCUUGGAAACUUGCUGUUCCCAAAGGGAGAGGAUGAGGAAGACAAGGAAAAUACAAAACCAAGACGAACAAAGGCUGCUACACGUUUAGCAUCGACGCGUCUGAAACCAACGAGCUCGACCCGAGCCACCACAAAAUCUGCCACUGCGACAAUUGAUGCGCACUUUGUAAUCUCACCGAAAGAGCGUUUUACACUCGCGACCGACGUCGUGAACUCGUCGUUGAAAGUUCUCGCCGCCAGUCUCAAACUGCAGCUCAAGGUCCACUCGCCGUUAUCAACAAUUCAAAAUGAUGCUCCUAUGCACAAACGAAGCGCCUCCUCUCCAUACUUAGAUAUCAAUGCUAAGAUAUCUACAAAGCCUUUACGAACGAAGACCAAUAACCACCUAUCUAAUGGUAAUAGCCGGUCCGCGCGUCCACGAUCGUCUUCCUUCUCUUGCGGAACCGACAAUGAACCUUCUUCCCAUAUACUGGCAAUCGCGGAAUGCGCAAGAUUAGCAUUUGCAUACCUGAGGUCCGGUGAAGCCAGAAAAAGUAACGGAAAAGAUUUGCCACCGCUUCAGAUCGAGCAUGGAAUGGUUGCGCUAGUUGGCAAACUUCUUGGACACGGGAUGACCUCAUUAGCACUUAAAGAGUUACAAGUACUCAAAAGUAGACUUCGAAGUCACAUGUGCCCGAAGGCGGAUGGAUGCGACACUGCCACAAGUCCGAUUACGAUCGCCUCACUUCUGGCAUUCGAGUCAAUAUCUUACGAGUCCUCUGCGCUCCCAAUCGUCAUUUCAUUCCAAUUACAAGUCUUGAGAGUUGCUGCAUCAUUGAGACGGCCCAAAGCGAUCGAGGGCAUACUGAAAGAACUGGACCUAGAGAAGGAAACUGCGCCCGCCAACAUCAUCCUGCAAUCUGCCAAUAAUCCAGACCAGCGCAGCAAAGCAGCCCGACAGCUGGAAACACUCGCCCAGAGCCUGCUUUCUUUAUGCCCAAGUAUUGCAUCGAAUCAAGAUGAGGCAGCUAAAGACGCGAAAUUGAAGCCAAGCCCCGAUGCGGUCUUCCAACUCCAGCGCAUUGCAUUCCAGGUCAGGCUGCUUUGGUGGAAACUCGCAGGGCAUAGAGGCGAUGUCAAUAAAGAACUCUGGGAACCAUUUACAAAAUGCAUGAUGGCUUACACUAGACGCUCCGUGACGCCGAAAGUGCACCAGUAUCACAUUUGCAAGAAUCAGUUUUCAAAACUUGAUGCUUCCUAUCGCUCCCUGCUUUUGACUACAUCAAUUUCCAUACCAUCCCAUACCGCUGCAUUGUUUCCGAUCCAACGAACCCUGUCCAAUCUAGCCCAGUCCGCUGGGCUUUUCGAUGAAGCUGUAACGUUCGCCCAGACGGACCAAGAUUCAGCCGCCCAGGGAGAUGCUACAACUGCCAGUAGCACCAUAAAAAUUGCUGCCAUUGGGAUUGAUCGAGCUUUGAGUCAAGGUUGGGACGAGGAAGUAGAGACGCAGGUCUCUUUGGCGCUGGAUGCAUUGAGCAAACGAGGUGCUAAGACCGAGAACGAUCAAAACUCGCUUCUUGGCGCUGUUAUUGCGUUGCGUAGAUCUGCCACGAAAGUUUUCGUGGACAGAGAAUCUUCGGACUCUACUACUCGAGACCUACACUUAUUCUCAUUCAAGGCCAUCUCAGGAUGCAUAGCCUUUCUUGGACGCCACGUCGACAGUCCUUCUCGCUCCAUAGUUCAUCCAGAAUCCCAGAGCCCAGCUGGGGUAAUAGAGAAAACCGCCAAAGCCUUCAUCGACUCUGCAAUCAUUGCCUCCAAACUGCUUAUAGCUCGCGGACUAUUGGGAUUCGACGAAUUAGAUCUAUGUCUCCAGUCAUGCCAGACACUACUAAAAAAUCUGGAGCAGUAUUGCAUUACAGAAACAGAAGAUAGUGACACACACAAGAAUAUGCAAUUUCCUUUGGUAAAAGUGUCUAAUGUGUACUGGGCUUGGGCCCUCAAAGAGAAGGCUCGAGAAGGUGCUCCACUCGAAGAUGUCUUCAAGUCGAUGAGAAGCUCAAUCGAGGUUCUAACGUUUUCCUCGUUCCAUGAACAAUCUUCCGGUAGCAUUUUGUUGAAAUGUGCAAAAGCAGGAGAACUCUUUAGAAGUCACAAGCGCGUUAGUGAGGCGCGUGAAAUGGUCAGCCUCUCCAUCCGAUGCCGUACCAAUGCUGGAGUGUUGACAGUCGCUGCUGCACUCGCCGAUUCACAACCCCUCGACUCAGUCUGGAACAGCAAAGAAGAACUGAUAUCAUAUCACAAAGACCUGGAGACCCUUUUACGCCUCGGUGUGUUAACUGGUGAUGGUGGAUUCUACGACGACGUAGAUCUGAAUUACUUGGAGAGGGCGGCACUGCUGGAAUGUCAGUUGAUACUCAUCUGCCGCAGUUCUGCUGUGUACAACAGGCUUGAAGCUGGCCAAGCCACAGCUACAUCGAUUGCCACCAUGACGCUCUCACUCUAUACUCUAGACGAAUACCCCGUACGCCGAUUGAGAGUUCUGCUGCAACUCAUGCAGGCACAGUGGGAAUUUCCGGAAUUACUGGAUCUUUCAAUCUGCUCCCUCGUCAAUGAAGUAUAUAUACGUACACCUGAAAAUCUUGGUAAAGAUUCCGAACUAGGCUCCUAUAUGCCACAUCUCAAGAAUACAUUCGAAGUGCGACAAAAUCUACAGCAGCCCACACCGGAUCCAGACAAAGUGAGAAGCAACCUCGAGGUAUGGGAUGCAAUGGUCAAGGAGUCAAAAGACCGUAUUGGUUUAGGAAAACUGGUUGAUAGCUUCGAUAGCUGGAUCAACAUCUUGCACACUGUUGGCGACUUUUUCGAAUCGAGAGGCCACGACAAUAUGCAAAUCCCUGUUCUCAGUCUAGUCACCAGAAUCCUACAGCUUGAAGGGUUAGGAAAGUCUUCUCAGCUACUCACGAAUAUGACGCGACUGGGCAGACAGCUCCUGACUCUCGGCUACCCUGCUGAGGCCCUGAAACUGUUCAACCGUGGCAAAGAUGUACUACAGAGCGCUGACGUGACUACUGAAUCAAAACUGCAGUAUCACCUAGCAUAUGCAGAGUUCUUGUCCUCUAUUGGCGACUCGACGAGAAGUGUUAACGAGUUGCGGGAUAUUGAGCGUCUGAUCGAAGCCAAAGAUGUCCUUUCUGAUCUCACCAAACCCGCAACUACUACCAACGUACGGCUAAACCUGCACAAACUUCUAGCGCAGGCCAACUUUGCGCAUUCUCUUUUGUCCAUGCAGACUGGUGUCCCAAAGGAUGCUCUACAAUACGCGAAGCGGUGCGUGUUAUUGAAUCGACGCAUUUGGGUCACUAUAGAAAACAGAAACAAGGGAAACCAGAAGACUGUUUCCUUAGACGGGAAUGUGUCGGACGCAAGCGAUACUGUAUCUCGUAUUGGAAAUAUGACACUGUCCAGUGAUAAUCAUACCCCGAUAUCAAUGACGCACGGCAGCCUCACCGGACCAGAGUUCUGGACCCUCGUUCCGGUAAUAUUCACGGGUCUGUCGCAGCUAGCUCAGGUUUGUGAAAGUCAGGGCAUGGUCGGCGAGGCAAUCUACUACCUCGAGCAAGCAUUUAGGGUCGCAGACGCGGUCAAGGCCACUUCUUGGCUUCUCGGGAAUCUGAGCACUCGCGCCAUUAUAUGGGCUAGAGCGGGUAAUAUCGACAAGGCUCAAAUCUCCCUAGAGCAAGCUAAAUCAUUCCUCAAUAUGACUGUGACUACAGGAGAGGCAGCUACCUACCAUAGUGCUGUUGCAGCUGUAUACCGGGCUAUGGGCGACGUGGACAAUGAGAUUCAGGCUUUAAAGAAAGGCCAGCAAAUCUUAGCAAAUCUCAGCAAGAUGCCUUUCACUAAGUGGCUUGAUGGGCUAGAUCCAGUGGGAGCCGAGCUGGGCACGAGAAUGUCCGAACUCUCUUUGGACAGCGCCACUGCUAAAGCCUAUACCCCAGCACGAACAGACACGAUAUCAGGGUGGGCUAAGAAGCCAAAUCCCAGGAUUCGAGCGAAGACAUUUCAUACGAUGACACGAACCACCGAAAGCGACCCUGUAGUGCCCGCAAAUCCUUUGUUCUCUCCUAUUUCUGCAUCUCGUGCAGAAUUGCUUCGUCAGGAAGCCUUUGCUGAGCUGGCACGGGACAACAAAACUAGCUCUGCCGCCCUACUAGAUGAGGCUGAAGCAUGCUAUGACUGUGCUCAAGGCCAUGUUGCACAGAACAUUGCACGUAUCAAACUGCUCAUGGUCCAGUUUCAGAGUGCUGUGAAUGCUGACUUCACUUUCAAUGGCCUGCCAGAAUCAACCGUCUCUUUUCCGUCUGUUAGAAGAAGUGAGAGGAAUAAGUCGUCCGUGGCGAAUGCUCCAAGGCCUGAUCCUUUGGGCUCGAGGGGGAGAAGCAAGAAGACGUCCAAAGCGAAGGUCGUUGCGAAUGAAGACUUUGUCAGCAUGCUAAGACAAGCCCAUGUCUUCUUGUUGGAGACUCAACCACUCGCGCUCAAGAGUGCACAUAGCUCAGUCAUGCAUCAGGUGUGCAAACUUGCGAGCUCAAUUACAGUCCUCCUAUCAGCUGUUCAUUGCCUUGCACCGGAUGUGUCGUUGCAUCCUCUACAAGCAGCGUUUUCAUUUGGGCAUCCUCUUAACCGCACUCUGCAGCUCGAACAGGCGUCUAUAGAGAUAGAAGUGAACUCUACAGCCAAAACAUCUUUAAUGCAAUGGCCGACUACAACAAGGUCGAACGAUACAAGUGCCUCCUCGGCUUCGGAGUUUCAACGCCUAUUCGUCGAUAUCAUACCGGAGAACUGGUCAGCGAUUGCACUUUCUCUCAGCGAAGCCCGAGACGAGCUAUUCAUUACGCGGUAUCGCUCAAGUGAAACACCAUUUAUCCUACGCCUUCCCAUGUCACGCCACACGUCCCGUGACCUGGACGAGGAGACAUUUUCUUUUGAUAACGGCAAGUCAGAACUUGUUGAGAUCAUCGAGAUGUCUGACUUCAGUACGCAUGAUGGUCGAGACGUAUCAAGCAAAGAGGCUAAAGCCGACUGGUGGGCUGAGCGCGAGGCCUUGGACGCUCGGCUGCAAGAUCUCCUCGUCAAUAUGGAAAACAUCUGGCUAGGUGGCUUUCGCGGUAUUUUCUCACAGCACAUGACGCAAAUAGACCUGCUGUCGCGCUUCCAAAGGUCAUUUGAGAAUAUCCUAAAUGUGCACCUGCCAUCAAGAAGCGGUAAAAGCCAGCCACCAAAGAUCAAUCUCGACUCGCGGAUACUAGACUUGUUUAUUGGGCUUGGUGAUCCGUCAGCCGAAGAAGCCGAUUUUGAGGAACCGUUGAUGGAUCUGGUGUACUUUGUCAUUGACAUUCUACAAUUCAACGGAGAAAGUAACGCUUACGAUGAGAUUGAUUUCGACGCCAUCGUCGUUGAAACAUUGGAUAUACUGCAGACGUAUCAUGCCGAGGCGGAAUCUGAGCCAGCGCAACCGCAGCAUACGAUUCUUAUUCUCGAUAGCGCACUCCACUGCUUUCCUUGGGAGUCCCUACCGUCCCUCCAGCAUAUAUCAAUAUCGCGACUCUCAUCUCUCGCUGCUCUACGUGAGCGUCUAUUAUCUCGCUCGGCACCAUCCAAGAUUGGUGCAGACCAUGACCCUGGCCACUACGUCACGCCGACAGGCAGUACCAUCCUUAACCCGUCGCGCGACCUCACAAACACACAAACCCUUCUCUCUCCCUACCUAAACGCACUCCCUGGUGCCUGGUCUCACAUUACUGCCCGGGAUCCUACGGAGUCUGAAUACGAGUCGGCUCUCCAGAACAGCGAGCUACUGCUCUACUUUGGGCAUGGAGGUGGAGCACAGUAUAUUCGCCAAAAGAACAUCAAGAAGUUGUACGUUCGAGACGCGUCUGAUGAGAGCACGAAGCCACGAUGCGCAACGACGUGGCUGAUGGGUUGCUCAUCGGCACAUCUUACUGAACAAGGCACAUACACCCCGUCCGGCACAGUCGCGUCGUACAUGACGGCAGGCGCACCAGCAGUGCUUGGGAUGUUAUGGGAUGUCACCGACAAGGACUGUGAUCGAUUCUCGAUUCGAUGUGGUGCGGUAUGGGGGCUGUGGCAAGAACGAGAGGAGAAGGGAAGAAAGAAAGGACGGGCUGCUAAGAAGACUGCUGAGAUGACAGCCAAGAGGAAAUCAAAGGAGAGAGGGAAGCAGAAGUCUAGGGGUAUAAGUCUGGACGACGCGGUCAGGAGCAGUCGGGAUGCGUGUUAUUUGAGAUAUCUGAAUGGUGCGGCGCCAGUUGUGUAUGGGAUUCCGGUAUACCUGAAUGGGUAG
Messenger RNA from Pseudovirgaria hyperparasitica, 6450 nucleotides. RefSeq lists its product as uncharacterized. The transcript is spliced from 2 exons. The record is from RefSeq and is a predicted model, not a curated record. Lineage: Eukaryota; Fungi; Ascomycota; Dothideomycetes; Acrospermales; Acrospermaceae. Gene Ontology annotation, molecular function: cysteine-type endopeptidase activity; protein binding. Bases 1 to 6450 code for a protein of 2149 amino acids. Gene Ontology annotation, biological process: meiotic chromosome separation; proteolysis. Gene Ontology annotation, cellular component: cytoplasm; centrosome; mitotic spindle pole body.